Molecule: messenger RNA, 1713 nt
Organism: Doryrhamphus excisus (bluestripe pipefish)
Lineage: Eukaryota; Metazoa; Chordata; Actinopteri; Syngnathiformes; Syngnathidae
Gene: anks4b
Product: ankyrin repeat and sterile alpha motif domain containing 4B
Molecular function (GO): protein binding
Source: RefSeq, a predicted model, not a curated record
AACUGGACUUUGCUAUUGUUUUAUGGGUCUGAGCUGCUGACAUGACGACGCCCUCCAUGAGCUCACUUGGUCCGGCUGCUUUCUGUGUGCCUGAAGAGAGACAAGAAAAGUGAACGGUUUUGUUUCUUUUCACCCCUGGAAGAGAACAACAAUGUCUCGGUACCACAAGGCGGCCAUUGAUGGUUACUUAGACCUUUUGAAGGAGGCCACAAGAAAAGAUCUGAAUUCACCGGACGAGGAUGGCAUGACACCGACCUUGCUGGCUGCGUUUCAUGGACAUGUGGAUGCACUCCAGCUCAUUUGCAGCAGAGGGGGAGACCCCAACAGAAGCGACAUCUGGGGAAACACGCCGUUGCAUCACGCCGCCGCUAACGGUCACAUGCACAUCCUGAGCUUCCUGGUGAGUUUCGACGCCAACUUGUUUGCGUUGGACAACGACUUGCACACAGCAAUGGACGUCGCUGCGUCGCGGGAUCGGAUGGAUUGUGUGCGCUUCCUGGACGGCGCAGCUUCACAGCAGACCAACCAGAACCCAAAGAGAGUUGCCAGGUUAAAGAAGGAGGCUGGCAAAGAAGCAGAGAAACGGGUGAAACUCUGCGAGAAGGUGAAGCGGAGACACCAAAGCAGGAUGGAUAAGAUGUACCGCGGUGCAGACGCUACCGGAUCUGUUUCGGAGGCGAGCGAUACAUCGGCCUUGUCAAGCGGGGGUUCCGUUAUGGGCGUCAACGAGCAGUUCUCCAAGCUUAUCGCCUCUGAUAAAUCUGGCUCGCUGACAGCCAGAGUGAAAGGCACACUGCAGAAGAAGCUUGGGAAGAAAGAAAAGGGGACCAUGCAGGGAUCAGGCGCAGACGGAAAUGUUAUUUUUCUCAAGCCGGAAGAUGCGGCAUCCGAGAAUCCAGAGUUCUUAGAUGUUUUCAACGAGCAGGAUGAGGCCAUGCUAGAAGAGGAAGGAGAGGUCGGUUAUGGAGACGAUGGAGACUCAGGUCAAGUCAAACAGUCCAUCUUCAACAGACCAGGGCUCGGCGGUCUUAUCUUCAUGAAGAGGAUGGGCCUGGAGACAGAGGAUGUCCCGAGUGGGAACAAUGAAAGCCUCGGCUACCUCGUUCAGAACGAAACACUCGAGGUAGAGGAAGACAUCUGUGGCUUAGAGGGGAACACCAACGUGGAUGUCCCAUGGGAGCAGGAAGAUCUGGGCUUGGAUGACGAGGAGGAAGAGACUUCUCCUCUGGAUGCCUUCUUGUCUUCCAUCUCCUUGUCAGAGUUUGCCCUGGCCUUCACCAGAGAGCACAUGGACCUGGAGGCGCUCAUGCUUUGCUCAGAUGAAGACCUGAAAAGCAUUCGUAUCCAGUUGGGGCCCAGGAAGAAGAUCCUGGAAGCAGUUUCACGUCGGAAGAAUGCGCUGGAACGCCCAUGCGCCAUGGGAGACAGCUGUCUGUGAGAACUGAAUAAUAGAUUACAUUUAAUUGUGCCAUUUUCCAGAGAGGAAGUUUGAUUUAUAGUGCAAAAUAUGAUUUAUCUAACUAUUUAUCUAAAACACAAACAUUGGAAUAAUACCGUUCAGAACAGGAGUGGCAUGAAUGGAAUGUAUGGAGAGGAUCAACAAACCCUCCUCAAGUCAAGUCCCAACAAAUAUAGAAAUGUGUUCAUUUCUUGUGUUCAUGUCUUGUCACACAUGCUGUAAGAGAUUCUUAUGGAGGCUGGAUGUUCAAUGAA